AUGGCGAGCCGCAAAACGCACCAGCUGCCCCGACGUCCCGCCGCGAUAGCCCGGGAACGCUCGGACUCGGACCCGGACGAGCACUACGGUGGGCGCAAGCUUCGGCCUCCGCCUCUCAACAAGAAGCUCCCACAUAAACGAUUGCCAUCGCAAAGCCCUCCAGCCACCGAACAGGGCGAUGUCGAGAAUCACAAUGAUGAAGUAUCUUCUCGAUCCCGGUCCCCAUCGCCUGCACCGGCCAGAUACCGCCCCAUCGUCACGGUCGACUGGCGCAGCGAGCUCUGUCGCUUUCUUCAUCUGUCGAACCAAACCUCCGACCACGAGAUUUUCGACGCUCUCGAAGAAACGGAGGAGAAGCUGAGGGAUGCAGAAAGACUCAAGUACCAGUACACGGCCGACCCGGGCCCCCCACGAUCCCAGAUCAUGUACACCAUAAACUGUCGAGACGAUGAGAGAAGCAGGAUAUACCUAGACGAACCUUGGCCAGUCGAGAGUGGCCCUUAUCAUGCUCAUCUCAGAGGUAGCCGACCAAUUACCAACCUGGAGCUUUAUCUUGAGCGCAACAAGAAUAUCAGUUUUCUUGUGUUCCGAGAUUACGAAUGCUGUUAUCGCAAAACAAAAUGGCAAUUUACAAACGAAGCCGAGCAAUCAACUGCUGUAGAUCUUCAGCACUUUUUCAGCAGAGAGUACAUCGACCUCGUUUCACUCGAAUCGCAAACCGCGUUGACGGUAUUGUCAGAAACUGCACUGGAAGGGUUACCUCAUCCACCCUUUGACAGUGAGAAUAUUGGCAGUAUUGCUUAUCCGUACCUCUGGUGGUUCCAUCGUCGCAACAAGAUUGCCGCGGCGAAGGAGACAAUGGAUCUUGCCCUCCAGCAGCAUAUCGAUAUUGUUCAAGCAUAUAUGGAAGAUCGCUUACAACCAGAAUGGGAUACUGUUGACGAAUUCACUGAAAAGGGGAAGAUCACCGUGGACUUGUUAAGAUAUCUAUUCGUUAAGGGAGAAAACAUCUGCCAACUGAAUGGCUUGACGGCCAUAGGGUGGCUGCUAGUGGACAACGACACCACUGAUGAUGCUAGGUCUUUCAGGGCAUCGAUUCAAGUUGAAUUCUGGGAGUUUGACGGUUCUUUCCAUAACAAAACAACCAGGCAGGCACUGGAAUACGUGCCUGUUGAAUUACGGACCACGGAGUUCGACAUCGUAAACCUUCCGAUAUACCCGGCCCGCUUUGCUGAGAAAAGCAUCGUCGAAGGACUCCGAAGGCGUGGAGAGAUGUUUUGGGCAUGUCGCCAUCAGAAAUAUGUCUCCUACGUCAAGGAUACCCAUGACAUUGUACGAUCUGCGGUAUUUGUUGCCAUGGCUAUACCGCUACGUUACUGA
This is a messenger RNA of Colletotrichum spaethianum, 1380 nucleotides long. RefSeq lists its product as uncharacterized. NCBI's taxonomy places the organism in Eukaryota, Fungi, Ascomycota, Sordariomycetes, Glomerellales, Glomerellaceae. The record is from RefSeq and is a predicted model, not a curated record. Bases 1 to 1380 code for a protein of 459 amino acids. The transcript has 3 exons.